Messenger RNA from Fonsecaea multimorphosa CBS 102226, 1959 nucleotides. RefSeq lists its product as uncharacterized. NCBI's taxonomy places the organism in Eukaryota, Fungi, Ascomycota, Eurotiomycetes, Chaetothyriales, Herpotrichiellaceae. The record is from RefSeq and is a predicted model, not a curated record. The transcript has a single exon. The coding region runs from base 1 to 1959 and encodes 652 amino acids.
AUGGAGAAGCCACCUCUUCAGCCGAUUUCAGAAUCCCUAUCCGAGUCUUUAACCUGGAGCAAUAGCCUCCCUUCGCCAGAUAGCAAUCGCUCCUCCUACCCCAAGUUCGCUCCUCCUCGACUACGACAACCAUGGAGGCACUCAGUCUCAACCGGAGGCUAUGGGUUGGAAUCGCGGACAACCAGAGAGUUCAAACCUGACCGUCAACGUCGCCGGCUGUUCACUGUGUGCAUCUGGCAAUGGUUCAUCACGUCGCUGCUUUGUGGCCUCUUGGCUGCAUGCCUUGGAGCCUUCGGAAACCUCUUGUGGAUGACAGUAACACAGGUCAAAGCCUUCAAUGCCCUCAUCGUGCUCCUCUCCCUCCUUCUCGGGAACAAUCUGACAAGCUCGCUACGAGAAUACGCAACCAUGAUGCGGUGGAGAAUAUUGGCUUCGAAAUACCGCCCGCUGAACGAGUUCGAUUUGUUGUUGCGCUGCGACAGUCUGCGGAAGGUCAUGCGGCUAUUUUGGGCAGCAAGGACUCCUGGAGGCGUGUGGUUCUGGUUCAACACGACACAGUGGCUUUGUGCUUUCUGGCUGUCACUGAACGUCCUCUUGCAAGUUCUUGUGGCCUUGCUUGGGUUGACGUACAACCUCAACACCUCCAGCUUUCCAGAACGCCGAUUCGGUAACAUGAGUAUCGCUGAUCUGACCGUCAUCCGUGACGUCUGGGGAGCCAAAGAUCCCGAGUUUGAUGCGCAAUUGGGUUCUGCCAAUUUUUUUGGCAUUCAAGGCCAGGAUUAUCUCUUCCUUGAAGGCAAUCCUCCCGGGCAGGGAAAAGUUCCGAGCUUUGGGACGCCCGGCACUCCCACCAUCUACGGCAACCCUGCUUGGAGCGUCAUGACAUAUGUAUUUCAAGAUCAGAAUAUCCAAAACCCUCAGCUCACCUUGGUCUCUCACCGCAAUAUCAGUACAACCGCCACCUGCCAACAGCUGCAAGUCAUCGCAGGCGGCAACGGAACCAACGCGCACGUUACUUACCGUGAUGAGACUGGAGAGAAAACCACCCUCGACGUCGUGCAUGUGGGACCGGGAGCAAUGACGUAUAUCGGUGUGCUCAAUUCGACCUGUGGGCCACGAUGCACAGAAGUGAUGGCGCUGCAAAGCGCCAAUGGCGAUACAAUCCCACAAGCAGCUUUCUUCAAGUGCCAAAGCAGAAUAUCGGAGGUGCAAGGAAUCCAGGAAUACCUGAACAACGGAGAACCGGCUGCGUCAUAUGAGAUGCCCAAUCAGCAAGCAAAGAUCAUUGCUGGGGCGAUUGGAUGGUCUGGGUUCAACUACACGCCGGAUGAUAUGUAUCAAUAUGUCCGAUACAACACGGAGACCUGGUGGAGCCCCAAUGUCCCUGCAAACGCAACCAUGAUAUCUGAACGAAUCAUGGAGUUCGGCAUUGAAGCAGUGGCAGCAAUCGACUACAACGGUCCACGGCGGAAUGUACUAGGCUGGUAUGCAGUUCCUUCGCAAAAGGUGACUGUACAGUGGCGAUGGGCGGCUUCAAUAUUGGGACUGCUACCGUUCUUUCAGCUGGUGGCGUUGAUAGGUGUCAUAUCCUGGGCCAACUCGGCCAUCAUUCGGGACGACAGCUUCCUGGGCACUGCACGACUGCUACGUCCCAUUGUCGAGAAACUGGGCGACAAUGGCUGUUUGCUGACCGGCAAAGAGAUCGCGGAAGAACUGGCGGAGCUGAGGGUGAAAUACGGGUGGAGAGAGCCGGGUCCCGACUUUGCCUUCCGAAACGAGAUUGACGGCGAUGUCAUCAGGCACGUCGAUAUCCUGGAUGAGAGAGAAGGAUUUGGUGGGCAAGGUCCCAUGCCGGCUGGCCGGUAUGAUGGGCUCGUACCUGAUAGACAAUCCAUAGAGGAGGAGCGGGUAGAUCAGCUGUUGCAAAGGCGGCGCAAACGGCGGUCUAUGAGUUUAUGA